This is a messenger RNA of Mytilus trossulus (common blue mussel), 4353 nucleotides long. Its product is annotated as transmembrane 9 superfamily member 2-like. The record is from RefSeq and is a predicted model, not a curated record. Gene Ontology annotation, cellular component: membrane. Gene Ontology annotation, biological process: protein localization to membrane. The coding region runs from base 71 to 2041 and encodes 656 amino acids. NCBI's taxonomy places the organism in Eukaryota, Metazoa, Mollusca, Bivalvia, Mytilida, Mytilidae. The transcript is spliced from 18 exons.
GCGCCUGCGCAUUUAGCCGGAUGACGUGUUAGCCAUCUUGACAACUCGAAAAGUUAUAAACGUCCCAAAAAUGUAUUUGGUCCUCCAACGACUCCUUUGUCUUCUGACAACUGUAGUAAUGAUAUGCGAGGGCUUCUAUUUACCAGGACUGGCACCUGUAGUUUAUUGUGACAAGUCACUCAACGACCAUAAAAAUUGCAAGACUGAUUUGAAAAUUUUUGUGAAUCGUCUCAACAGUGUUGAAACAGUAGUUCCAUAUGAAUAUCAUAAGUUUGACUUCUGUGUUGUUGAUGAGGAUAACUCUCCAACAGAAAAUUUGGGUCAGGUUGUUUUUGGAGAAAGAAUAAGACCAUCUCCUUACAAGAUGACAUUUAAACAGCAAAUUCAAUGUCAAAGUGUGUGUAAGAAGGAGUAUGCUCAUGGUGACAAGGAAAAAGUUAGCAAAUUAAAAUUCCUUAAGAAUGGAAUUGCUUUGAACUAUAAUCAUCACUGGAUAAUAGACAACAUGCCUAUUACAUGGUGUUAUGAUGUAGAAAAUGGACAGAAAUAUUGCUCUACAGGCUUCCCUAUUGGCUGUUUUGUUGACAAAGAUGGUAAACAAAAGGAUGCAUGUGUUAUAAGUAAUAAAUACAGUGAAAAGAAUACUUACUACGUGUUCAACCAUAUAGAUGUAACUAUAACCUACCAUAGUGGUACAAACACUGACUGGGGACAAGAAUUUGGAUGGGAUGGUGGUAGAAUUGUAGCUGCAAAAUUAGAACCUAGAAGUAUAAAACACAGUAAGGCAGGAGAUUGUAGUCCAGGAUUACCUGCCCUUGGUAUUGGUGCUGAUACCACUGAUAUAUCAUUUAACUAUACUUACAGUGUCUCAUGGGAGACAAAUGAUGACAUCAAAUGGUCAUCUAGAUGGGAUUAUAUUCUGAAAUCAAUGCCAAACACAAACAUUCAAUGGUUUAGUAUUAUGAAUUCCUUGGUGAUAGUGUUGUUCCUGUCUGGUAUGGUAGCCAUGAUUAUGUUGAGAACACUCCACAAAGAUAUUGCCAGAUAUAACCAGAUGGAUAACUCAGAGGACGCCCAAGAAGAGUUUGGUUGGAAGUUAGUCCAUGGAGAUGUGUUCCGUCCACCAAGGAAGGGAAUGAUGCUUGCAGUCCUCAAUGGAAAUGGAGUACAGAUAUUCUGCAUGACUUUGAUUACUUUAGUAUUUGCCUGUCUUGGAUUUCUUUCUCCAGCCAAUAGAGGAGCAUUGAUGACCUGUUCAUUGGUAUUGUAUGUAUGUCUUGGAACCCCUGCUGGAUAUGUAUCAGCUAGACUAUAUAAAAUGUUUGGAGGUGAAAAAUGGAAAUCCAAUGUUAUUCUGACAGCAUUCUCAUGUUCAGGUAUUGUAUUUGGAGUGUUUUUCUUGUUGAACUUGGUACUCUGGGCCAAAGGAAGUAGUGCAGCGAUACCAUUUAGUACACUGAUAGCUUUGUUAGCAUUAUGGUUUGGUAUUUCUGUACCUCUCGUAUUUAUUGGUGCAUACUUUGGAUAUAAGAAGAGGGCAAUUGAGCAUCCAGUGAGAACAAACCAGAUCCCCAGACAAAUCCCAGAUCAAUCUAUGUACACCAGACCUAUUCCAGGAAUUAUUAUGGGAGGUGUUCUACCAUUUGGAUGUAUCUUUAUUCAACUUUUCUUCAUUUUAAAUAGCAUUUGGUCUCAUCAGACUUACUACAUGUUUGGAUUUUUAUUCCUUGUAUUCACUAUACUCAUCAUUACUUGUUCAGAAGCUACCAUUUUACUCUGCUAUUUCCAUCUGUGUGCAGAGGACUACCAUUGGUGGUGGAGAUCUUUCCUAACCAGUGGAUUUACAGCCAUCUAUCUAUUUAUAUAUUGUAUACAUUACUUGGUGUCUAAGCUGGAAAUCCAUGGAUCUGCUAGUUAUUUCCUGUAUUUGGGAUAUACAUUUAUUAUGGUCUUUUUGUUUUUCUUGUUAACAGGUUCUAUUGGUUUCUUCUCCUGUUUCUGGUUUGUAACAAAGAUAUACAGUGUUGUGAAAGUGGAUUAAAAAUGGAUAUUAUACUUACCAGGGGGCUACUAUUACUGAUAAAUGGAUGUAAACUAAUGGGGAAGCAACCUAAGUUGUUUGAUAUCAUGGGUCAGAAUUUGUUAUUUUAAAAGUAGUGAUGAAAUUACUACAACAUGCCAUGUACAAAAUUGUUUUAUUUAUGCUUUGUGUUGGUAAGUAGUGGAACAUUGUCUCCCCUUUUUCUAAGGUUGAGAUUUUACAAGAUAAAGAAACACAACUUUAUAUUUUCAGUUGUGCCACACUUAUACCUACCAUUGUUAUUUACACAAUAAAAACUAAGCAUAUGUGAACUAUUUACAUGACUGUUAUCCUUUGUAUGUAGAGAAGCUGCAACCAGUUUUCUUGUAGUGAGUUAACAUACAGCAAAAUGUGAAGAAUAAAUGUGAAGCAUGAGUGUCAGCUAAUUUCACAUUAUAACUGUAGAUAAUGUUACACUGUUCUCAUACUCUUUGUUAUAAGUCAAGAAAGUGAUGUCAGUUGAUCUAUUCAUUUCACAUGUUUCAAAUCAAAUCAUGAUUUGUUUACAAGUUUAAUUACUUUUUGCAGUUAGAUCAUAGAAAAUUGAAAAAGUUAUGGAUUGAAAUUAUUUACUUAAGUUGUCACGGGGCAUUCCCAGAAAAAAAUAAAUUGGAGAAUUUGACACAUCAUGACAUUUGAGUCAUGUCGGCAGUAGGGGUGAAAACAAAUACAAUUCUGUUAGAAAUUAAAAUUAUGGGUGGUAUUGUAUAAAGGUAUAGUUAAUAUCUGACAUCAAUUUCUUGCUCUUUUUAUAUGUUUAUUUUUUUAUAUGAGGUUUCAUACAUAUUUAUGAUUUUGUUAGUAUAGUUAUCAAUUUUUUGUUAGUGUGUAUUUGUUGUAACAUUGUUUUUAUUUGUCUAAAGGUCCCUUUUUGUUUCUUGAAUAGUCAUGUUUUGGCAUACAUUUGCAAUGGAAACUAAACUUAUCGAAUUAAUUGGUUGCAUUUGAUAGUAAAAUGUUCAAAUUGUAAAAAAAAAAACACAAACUGAUGAUUCAAAAAGAGUGUAACAGACAAGCUAUCCAGUUACUGAUUUAUAUACAGAAUAUAGUCUGACAAUUCCAAAAAAAAAUUUGGAUUCCCUUAAUGAUCACUUUAGUAGAGUAUGCAUUAAUAGUUGUAUAAAAAAUAUUCCAGACCAUGAUGUAUUCUUUUUACUUCACUUUGUGUGUUGUAAAUUACUAACGGUAGAUAGUCACCUGUAGAAUAAUUGGUUUAAUGUGGUAUUUAUUAACUCUUUAUGUGUAUGAUCUUGUGCCUUUCAUUGAACAAAUGUCAUAGAAAACCAUGUGUGAAUAAGUUAUAUUGUAAACCUUUCAGCAGAGUAUUUUAUCUGAUUCUCAUAAUAAGCCAUUCUGUAUGAUAUGCUUUGUAAGAAAAAAAUGAAUUGAAAUUGUAUACAAUUAAUAAUUUAUAAUAUUUUAUGCUGAUGUUAUGGAAGACAAGUAUAAAAGUAAAAUAUAAGUGUAAAAAUGUAAACAAUUUAUGUAAGGUAUUAAAAAAGUUGGCUUUGAUCACUGAUAUAUGCAAUGGUGUAAAUACUCAUUUUGUAUAAGCACAUUUUAAAAUAUCCAUUUAAUAUAUAGAAAAUGAUUUAAGUAGAUUUUAGGAAAUGAUAAUAAAAACAAGACUUAUUCUUUAAUGAAUAACUGGUGUUAGAGUAUUUUAAGUAAUUUUCGAAUAGCGUUGUGAAUGACUUCAUUGAUUAUAUGUAUAAAGAGCAUUCCAGUUGGUUGAAGAACCUAUUGUAAGAUAAGGAAACUCACUCAAGGGUUAUUCUGUGUCUUCCUUUCUUACCAGAAAAAUCCUGCAUCAGAGAUCGACUUUGAUUUUACUUAUUAAGUUAAUAUAGCAAAAAAUAAAUUGUAUUUAAUUUAAGAUGAAAAUUAUUUAAGAGUCUUUAUCAAUAGUUGAAUGAACUUAAAUAAUUUUCUUUCAUUUAGUCAAAGAACAGUGUUUGAUCACAACUUGUAGACAUUUUUCACUUUAAUAUGAGUUUGAAGCCUGUGGUGAAAAGGGCUGUAGAAACACACAGUGUUAUAAACUUUGUCUAGAAUUAACUAUAACUAUUUAGGAAAUAUUGUUUACUAUUAUUUUACUUACUUAUAGAUUAAUAAUCUGUUGUUUAAUAAGUUGCACAGUUUUACACAAUUUUCUGUUCAUAAGGAAUACUAUAACAGUAUAUGUAUAUAGUGGGUACAUUUUUAUGUGAUAUUUAUGACUGUUGGUGUUCUCAUGAAGGAUAAUGCUUAAAUUAAAUAAAAUUAUAUAAAUA